AUGUGCUACGGUACCUUCAUGGGUUGGCCUGGGACGACUCUGCCAAUCCUUGAGGCAGAAGAUUCGCCGCUUCCACUUACCGCCGACGAGGGCUCUUGGCUAGCGUCCAUCAACUCACUCACCAUGCUGGUGGCCAUAUUCGCCACUGGCUACGCCGUUGACGUUGUGGGACGUAAGAAAGUGUUGCUGUUCGGAGCCGGACCUCUGUUCAUCUGGUGGGUGAUGGUGGCGUUCGCCAAUUCUUACGGAAUGCUGCUCGCAGCUCGAGCGAUUGGUAGCUUUGGUGGCGGCCCCAUCAUCAUGGCCUUGCCAGUGUUUCUGUGUGAAAUAGCUGACACCGACGUAAGGGGGACGCUAAUUGUGAUCCACUACUUCCUCAUGCAGUGUGGCUACCUGCUCGUGUACAGCAUUGGGCCUUACCUGUCCGUCACCACUGUUGCUCUCAUCUGCGCCUCAAUUCCGAUCAUUUUCGUCUUGACAUUCAUCUGGAUGCCGGAGUCACCAUACUUCUUUCUCAAGCAACACAAAGAAGCGGAAGCUGUGAAGUGUCUCGAAAGAUUGAAAGGUCAGCUGACGAGGGACGAACUCAAGUCUGAGCUGGAGUCGAUGUAUCAAGCUAUAAGGGAGAAACAACAAAGUAAAGGAAAGUUGAAAGAUGUCAUCUUGGUGCCUGUGCACCGCAGGACGUUGCUCUUAGCGGUAGGGUUCAUUCUGUUCCAGAUGUCGUCUGGAUCGAUAGCUCUCGCCACGUACACAACGUACAUAUUUGAGAAGAGCGGAAGCGAACUCGACUCGAACAUCUCUUCCAUUAUCCUGACGGCCGUCACGCUUGGGGCAAGCGUCAUGUCGUCGCUGGUCGUCGAGAGGUUCGAUCGGCGGCCCCUCUGCAUGGCGUCUUUCUCAGUGUGCGCCAUCUGUCUGGCUGCAGAGGGAGCUUACUUCUACGUCGACGACAUCUACGGAGACGUGCCUACUGCAUUCGACUGGGUGCCGCUCGCCGGCAUGAUUGGAUUCAGUAUUUCGGCCUCUGUUGGUCUCGCACCAGUGCUGUCCUUGGUCAUGGGUGAGCUGUUCCACGUGUCGGUGAAGGGGGUCGCCUCAGCUGUUGGCACCACCGUGAUAGCACUGUAUGGCUUCUUCCUCAAGAAGAUGUUCCAAGUGGUCUCUGACGGCCUGGGCGCCUACUACUCCUUCUGGGGCUUCACCGUGAUGUGUGUGGGUGCCGUCGUUUAUGUCUACGCGCUCAUGCCCGAGACAAGGAACAAAACUUUUGCGCAGAUCAACGAAGAAAUGGUCAGUCACGUAGGCGGAGCAGCAAGCAGUACUCCCGAGGAACUCUCGAAAGAACGUCCAAUCUGA
Schistocerca nitens (vagrant locust) is the source of this 1359-nucleotide messenger RNA. RefSeq names its product facilitated trehalose transporter Tret1-like. NCBI's taxonomy places the organism in Eukaryota, Metazoa, Arthropoda, Insecta, Orthoptera, Acrididae. The transcript is spliced from 2 exons. Bases 1 to 1359 code for a protein of 452 amino acids. Gene Ontology annotation, biological process: transmembrane transport. The record is from RefSeq and is a predicted model, not a curated record. Gene Ontology annotation, cellular component: membrane. Gene Ontology annotation, molecular function: transmembrane transporter activity.